UGGCAUGGUCCAGAGGGGGCACAACACUAGAGCGCCCACACUUCCUAGAGCUUAAACAACCUACGGGAGAGAAAAAAGGGAAAAACAAACUAUCCAAUGGGCACAAGAGUUUGAAAGUUCUUGCCCCACAUCCGAUGGGUUGGAUGUUUUGUCCUGGUAAUUGGGACACGUAAAACAGGUUUUAUUGUUGUAUUUUCGGGGAUCCAGAAAGGCCGAUGUGCGGAGCGUCAGAGACGGUGUGGAGUGAGCGCUGCGCGAAGGGGAGAUCCGUCGACCGCACCUCCGCGAGCCAUCAGGCGUCCUAUCGCUAACACACACAACCGGCGGUUCUAUGUCGAUGGAGUACUCUUAAGUGCACUUGAUAGAGACUCUGUGACUUACUCCCCGGUUGAACUGACAGUCAUUACCGCCGUUUGGCAUGUCUAUUACACUGAGUGGGUUUGACGCGCAUUAGCCGCCUGGCUAGCGGUUUACAUUGACAGGUUAGCUCGUUAGCCGCUAAUCCAAGUGUUUAAAGUGGUUUAUUUUACAUACACCGCUGUGUAAUGCAGUCUGUGACGAGGGAGGAAGUGCUUCAUUUACCAAUUAUAUUAUAGAAACCGUUCGUUUGUGAACCGUUCGACUGUGGUGUUCUAAGAGUAUAGACAGUUAUUUGUGUAUUAAUGCUAGCGAUGUCUAUGCCCUCCGCCGAUAUGCUGGAAACACCGCCUAUGUACCCAUUUGAGGAGAUAGAGUAUGAUGAUAUUGAGGUUGAAGAGGUGGUGGGCAGAGGGGCGUUUGGAGUUGUGUGCAAGGCCAAGUGGAGAGGUAGAGAUGUGGCCAUCAAAACCAUAGAAAGUGAAUCGGAGAGAAAUGCCUUCAUUGUGGAGCUUCGACAGCUGUCUCGUGUGAAUCAUCCAAACAUUGUGAAGCUGUACGGCUCCUGCAGUAAUCCCGUAUGUCUGGUGAUGGAAUAUGCAGAAGGCGGUUCAUUGUAUAAUGUUUUGCACGGCGCAGAGCCCCUCCCUUACUACACUGCAUCUCACGCCAUGAGCUGGUGCCUGCAGUGUUCUCAAGGGGUCUCCUAUCUCCAUGGCAUGAAACCAAAGGCUCUCAUUCACAGGGACCUCAAACCUCCCAAUCUGCUCCUGGUUGCUGGAGGUACUGUACUGAAGAUCUGUGACUUUGGGACUGCAUGUGACAUUCAGACACACAUGACUAAUAUCAAGGGAAGUGCAGCCUGGAUGGCCCCAGAGGUGUUCGAAGGCAGUAACUACAGUGAGAAGUGUGACGUGUUCAGUUGGGGUAUUAUUCUCUGGGAGGUGAUCACUCGCCAGAAGCCCUUCGAUGAAAUUGGUGGCCCGGCUUUCCGCAUCAUGUGGGCUGUACACGGUGGCACUCGUCCACCUCUUAUUAAAAACCUACCAAAGCCCUUAGAGAGUCUGAUGACUCGUUGUUGGUCCAAAGACCCAUCACAGCGCCCUCCAAUGGAGGAGAUAGUGAAGAUUAUGACCCACCUAAUGAAGUAUUUCCCAGGAUCAGAAGAGCCUCUUCAGUACCCCUAUCAGUAUUCAGAUGAAGGCCAGAGUAACUCUGCCACCAGCACAGGCUCAUUUGUAGACUACACAUGUACCAGCAACAAGAAUGACAUCAACAUGGAGCACUCCAACUCACCUGGCAGCAAUGACACCAUAAAAUUUCCAUACAAACCAAAGGGUGACCCUCUAAGGCGUGGUCUCCCUCUCUCCAGAGGGGGCAGUGUUGAGAGUCUUUCUGGUAGACCACAUAUUCUGGCGUCCUCUGAUAGCAAACGAAUGAGUGCCGAUCUCUCAGAACUGGACCACAGAUCGCCCUUUGUUCCUGCAGUAACCUGUGAGCCUUAUAGACGCAGAUCAGUGCAGGAUCUUCAUGCCAUUGGGACAGAUUCUAGUCAGGAGAGCCGGAACAGUAGCAGAUCAUCCAGCCCCAGUGUGAGGAUGAUAACGCCAGACAAGACAGAUACCAAUGGCUCAGAUAAUUCCAUCCCUAUGGCCUACCUGACCCUGGACCAUCAGUUACAGCCUCUAGCCCCAUGUCCAAACUCCAAAGAAUCUAUGGCUGUAUUUGAGCAGCACUGUAAGAUGGCACAGGAGUACCUGAAAGUGCAAACAGAAAUCGCUCUUCUGAUACAAAGGAAGAAUGAGCUGAUCGCAGAACUGGACCAGGACGAGAAGAAUCAGCAGAAAGCGUGUCGUCUCGCUCAGGAGCACAAGAAGCUCCUAGAGGAGAACAAGAGUCUGUCCACCUACUACCACCAGUGCAAGAAGCAACUGGAGCUGAUUCGAUCACAGCAGCAAAAGAGACAGGGCACCUCAUGAACCCUUUUAAAACCCACCCUCCCAUCACGUAACGGAGCCAGAUUGACUUUACAAUCACAGUUCCCUUUCUCUCUUUCUCCCCGAUCCAAAUAUUGGGGUUUAGCUGUAGUUAGGCCAUGAAAAACCCUUAUUUUAAUUGUUACAGCACCCCACCCUGGCCACCAAUGCCCAUAUGCACCCAUGAUACCUUUGAAGAUGGCUACCAUAUGAACUGUACUCCAUGGUUCUGUUGACUGUGGGUCAUUUCUGCCCCUGCAAACCAUUCUGAGAUGGUUCUAAGACCAUUCAAAUUGCUCACAUGCAUGCUGCAUUACAUGUCUGUGAGGUCACAGCAGGAUAUGCAGUAGCAGGGUCACAGUUAAAGCUCUAUGGGUGUAAAACAGAUUGACUGUUGAUACAUACACAGUUCAAUAUGCUCUAUAUUGUGUUAGGUCUACAAGUCAGUUGUAAACGGCUGCUGUUUGCCAAAUGAGCCAGCGCCAGAGUGUGUGAUGGCAAAAGUUUAUUUCGAAAGGGGGAAACAAAGGGCUUGGGGGGUUAUUUGAUCAUAAAUAUGGGAAGAAAAAAAGGAACAUAUGAGGUCUUCAACCCAUGGCCCCUUUGGAAUGUCUCCUCAGUUAGGUGUUGGUCCUUUUAGAAUGUGUAAGCAAAAUGGCUUUUACGUUACAUGAAUACAAAAGCUAAUUUUAUCUUUUUAAUUAUAUAUUUUUAUUUUAUAGCUUACACUUUGUGCUACUCUUGAUUUGAACUCUAAAGCAAAAACAAACCCCAAUAAAACAAGUGCUGCAGAACGUUGCUCUUUUUUUUUUUUUUUUAUUGUUUGCCUUAGAAAGUGUUAUAAUAUAAUGUGUGUUGUAUUGAUUUAAAUGGAGCUGUCUAUCUUAUAUAUGCCUUGCAUGUUGAUCCUGUGUUUAUGGACAAACAGGACGAUCUGUGUGUAUAUGCCCUCACAAGAAAAUGCAAUAUAUGAAAUCAGCUUCCACUGAUCAACAUCCCAUUCAAUAACAGGCCCAGUUUAAAAACUGAGCCUAAACAAACAAACGAAAAUGGACUUGUGAGUGUAUGUGAUUGUGAGGACAAACAUUUUAAUCAUGACUUCAGUAUUCUUGUGUUUCUUAGCUCUUUGUUGUGAAUCUUAUAUCUAACUUUGUAUGCUAAUUUAUCCAGGGUUUUCGAGAUAUGCUUUAUUGUUUUCUUUCUGUCUGAAAGUAAGGGAAAGAUUUCUCUGUGACUUUCUCUGAGUUGCAUUUAUAUAUUUUUAGAUCACAUGAUGCCUUAGAUUUGAAUUGCUUGCAUUUUCUUGACUUAUUUUGUUGCUUUAUGGCAAUGAGGCCACUAAAAAUGUAAUUACCGUUAUAGAAACUUGAGUGAGUGGCUCUUUUCAAAGGUUUGCAUAUGCAAAUUAAUGAAAUCAAGAGGGUAAUACAUACAGAUGAGUGGCCAGAUUUUUGUCUGAUACAAAUGGUUUUGUCAAUAUGCUCCAGGAAUCACAAUAAGGGCAGUCGUCCUGUUCUUGUUUUUUUAGUUUGCUCCUUGUUUUUACCACUUAUUGUCAUCCCUGAUCUUAAAAGGAUAGUUCACCCAAAAAUGAAAAUGUUGUCAUUUGUUUAACCUCAUGUUGUUUAAAACCAGUACAGUAUGACUUACUUGCUUCAAUGGAACACAAGUUUCUAAGCGGCAGUCUCUGCCACUAUUCACUUUCAUUGCAUAGAUUAUUUUUGCUAUACAAUGAAAGUGAAUGUUGUCUGUCAUUCUGCCUAUUAGUUCCUUUUGUGUUCCACAGAAGAAGGUCAUAUGGAUUUGGAACAACAUAAGGGUGAGGAAAUUAUGACAGAAUUAGCUUUUUUUAAGUGACCUAUCCCUUUAGUUUAAGAUUUUGAAAUAGAAUUCAGAGCAGUUUUGUUCCACAAGGCCUGAAUUCCUUUAGAUGUCACACCUUUGUUUACUCUGGAAAAAUUUCCCCCAACACGUUUUUGCACAAUACAGCCUUGACUGGUUAUCACUAAUAACAAAUAAUGGUCACUUAACUCUGAAGAUCUUAAGCAGGGUAAGGAACAUUUUAGAUUGUUUUUAAGAUCUUCAAGUGAGUUCUCUGCACAUCUUGUUUUCCAAGACAUCUUUGUUGUUUUUGUUUAACAGUGAAGUGUUUUAUUUUUAAUAAAGUUCAAUGUUCCUGAUGAGUUUAUGCACUAUGUUCUGUAAAUAAGAUGUCUGAUUUCUUAAGCUAUUGGGAAUAGGAAUAUACAGGUGAAGGUUGCAUCUUGAAAUAAAUCAAACAGG
This is a messenger RNA of Xyrauchen texanus (razorback sucker), 4616 nucleotides long. Its product is annotated as mitogen-activated protein kinase kinase kinase 7-like. The transcript has 16 exons. The record is from RefSeq and is a predicted model, not a curated record. Gene Ontology annotation, biological process: protein phosphorylation; positive regulation of canonical NF-kappaB signal transduction; JNK cascade. Lineage: Eukaryota; Metazoa; Chordata; Actinopteri; Cypriniformes; Catostomidae. The coding region runs from base 663 to 2336 and encodes 557 amino acids. Gene Ontology annotation, molecular function: magnesium ion binding; ATP binding; MAP kinase kinase kinase activity.